AUGGUGAAUGUGAAAGGAGGGAACGAUUAUGAUGAAUGGGGAUGGGUUGACGAAUCGCCUGCCAAGAAUACGGUUCCGUUGAAAUCUAUUGGCAAUACUCCUCCCGUAAGUCCGGUUAAGAAGAAUACUCCUCAAGCUGAAUCGAAUUCCGCUAACCGCAAAAAUGCCCAGGAUCUGUUAACGAACUACGCUAACAACAUACGAAAGCUCAUCUUAACAGCUCGGAGUCAGAUCGGCAGUUUGAACAAAGAAAUUGAAGAACUGAAGCUUCAACUCAAAUCAAGCGGAGUUGUGAAAUGUCCGUCCUGUUCCGAAACAUUCAAAGAGCGUAAUCACAGACAAAUACCCAAAUAUAUAAAGAUAUUUCGUGGAAAGUUCACUAUUGAAUUGGAAUUUGCGAACAACGACUUGUUAGCUGAAUGGCUAACAUUGAAUGGCUUGGACAAGAUGGCUGAUGGUCUUCCAACCUUAUUGCCGGUGAACACCGAGGAGGACGUUACAUUGGACAGCACUGGAAGCCAAAUCAAAACGUUGUUCACUCAAAAAACUGAAGAGACGAAAAAGAAAAAUGAAGAAGCUAGGAAGGCAAGCUUAGAAUCACGGAAGGAGAAUGUCAAAACUUCUAAAGUUGAUAAGGUGAAACAGGAGCGUGGAAAGGAUUCUAUGGAAAGCCGAAGACCUGCUACUGCAACAGAGAAGAGAAAACUCUCACCAGAAAAACAGCGAGAACGACGGUAUUCACCAGAGAAGAAACGAAUGCGAAAUGAACCAACUGAACGGAAUUCUAGUAGGGUUGAACAAACUCAGAGAACAAAAGAAAGAGAGCAACGCAGCAGUCCACCUAGGAAUCGUCCCUCUAUGAGAACACGUGGAAAAACAGAUCAGACUUCUGCUAAUGAAUCGCGAGGAAAAGAUUCUUCAAGGAGUAGAGAUAGCUCCAAAUAUCCAACGAAAGAUAUCAAAUCUCCAAGAAUUGCUUCAAAUGGCAAUAGAGAUCACUCCUCUCCUAAAGAGACUAAACCUCUUUCUAAUUGUAACAAAGAUGGUACAACUUCCAGGGUAUCGAAUAGAGACGAAAAAGAUUCCACUUCUUCUCGCCGAGAGAAAGAGAAUAGUAAGAGCAGUCGAAGAGAUAGUAGACACCCUGAAACCCAAUCGAAAGGUGAGAAACGGCUCGAUGCCCCUUGCAAAGAAGCUGAUACAUCUGAAACGUCUAAUAAACUCAACCAAAAGCACUCGUCAUCUCACAUUAGAGAUAAUGACUCAUCUCGUGCUUCUCAAAGAAAAUCAGAGAGGAUCAGAAGCAAAACUGAUGAAAGACCUAGUUCUUCACUGAGGGCUCCAUCUACUCGUUCCCGUGAGAAGCCAAAAGCUGAGCUGGAGCACAAAGACGAAGUCAAGAAAGUAUCUCCUCAAAAGCUGAUGGUGAGCUCAUCUGUAGAUCAACCGGAAGAUGGGGAAAUAGUUGAUAGCUGUACCGAAUCGAGUGAUGAAGCUGAACCGGAAAAAGCAACAGCAUCUUCAACAAUCGCAGAUAUGAAGCAGAAUACGGUUCCUCAUAGUCCGGAGAAGUCUGAACAAAUUUCGUGCAUCCCAACAACUAGUGUGGAAACUGCCAAUGAUCAAGAAGAACAUCAGCAAAAAAAAAAGUCGAAGCAAACUAUUUCGCUUACGGAGCCAAAUGAGUUAGCGUUUUGUUCACUAGAUGAGAACGAACCCUAUCAUGACUCCAUUAAAUGCAUAGAGCAACUCCCUGAGCAGACUAGUAGCAUCAAUACGACUAAGCCUAGGUCCCCGUAUAGUACAGUAUUGAUAGAGCAACCUCUCAAUCAACCUUUGCUUCAAACUAUGAAGUUUCCCGAUUUCAAGUACAGCCAUGUCGCCGAGUCUCCAGGUUUAAGAAUAUCCAACUUCGACAGCCCUGAUUAUUCUAACGGACAAACCCCAAGCGAUAAGGGUAAAUCAGAUACAGCAGCUUGUACUCCUUCAGAUUUCAACAGUGUACAUGAACAACAAGAUUCAUCUUUCACUGUUGAGAACGAAGUUGGUUUCAAUACCUCUGCUGAAAACACACUGGUUCCUGAAAAUGAUGUUAAUGAGCAGCGAUGCUCUAGCACUACCGAUGAUGAGAAUGCUAUUUGUGCUGAAAGAAUUUCAAACCCCUCAAAUAUCGAGAAUGAUUUCCAGUUACAGAGAUGCUCAAGCUCUCCCGAUGUGGAAAACGAUAUCAAUUUAGAAAGACAUUCCAGCUCCUCGUAUAUCAAAAAUGAUGUCCAUCCACAAAGAUGCUCCUCUUCUCCUGAUAUUGAGAACGAUACUAGUCAAGAUACAAGCUCAAGAUCCUCAAAUAUCGAAAUUGUUGUUCAACAAGAGAAUCAGCAGGAAGAGUUAGAUAAUGAUAGCGGUUCUCAGAACCAAGAAUAUGCUGGAGAUCAGAGCAUCCUAGAUGAUGAUGAAGAUGGCCGAACAGAAGAUGGAAAACUUAGUGAUGAAAAAACUCGGUCGACUGAUGAUAUUGUGAAUCCCUCCGAUGAAGACGAUGAUCAAAGUGAUUGUGACGAUGGAAUGUUUGGAGUAGUUGUUUCAUGUGAGGAAGAUAUUCUGAGCGACAACGCGGAUUUCAGUUGUAACGAAGAGGAGGAAGAAGAAGACGAUGGUUGUAUGUUAUCGGACAACGAUCUCUGUACGGACCAUGAGAACGAAUAUGAUUGA
Molecule: messenger RNA, 2712 nt
Organism: Auanema sp. JU1783
Lineage: Eukaryota; Metazoa; Nematoda; Chromadorea; Rhabditida; Rhabditidae
Source: the annotation of a GenBank genome assembly